GGUAACUUCAUCAAAGGAGCAGCUUGUACUGAUGACACUCAAUGUCUAUCUAAAAUUUGCCGUCGUGUAGAUCAAGAUGGCAAAAAAUGUCAACAAACUGAUAAACGGACAAAAGGAGAUACCU
Molecule: messenger RNA, 124 nt
Organism: Racocetra fulgida
Lineage: Eukaryota; Fungi; Glomeromycota; Glomeromycetes; Diversisporales; Gigasporaceae
Source: the annotation of a GenBank genome assembly